AUGUCUUUCUUGCCAAUGGCCCCUGCGCCCAAGAGCCCUCUGGGCCGCUAUCGCAUUCUCUCGCCCAGUGCUUCCAUUCGAGUCUCGCCUCUCUGCCUUGGUGCAAUGAACUUUGGAGAUGCCUGGAAGGAAUAUAUGGGUGCUUGCGAUCAGAAACAGACUGAGGAGAUCCUCGACUUCUUCCACUCGCAAGGCGGCAACUUUAUCGACACUGCGAAUAAUUACCAAUUCGAGGAGUCGGAGAAAUGGAUUGGCGAGUGGAUGAAGAAACGCGGCAACCGUGACCAAAUGGUCAUUGCCACCAAGUAUACUACAUGUUUCCGUUCUGGAACUGGUGAGAUUGCUGCCAACUUCACCGGAAAUGGCACCAAGAGCUUGCAUACGUCGGUAAAUGCCAGUCUCAAGAAACUGCAGACUGACUAUAUUGAUCUUCUCUACGUGCACUGGUGGGAUUUCAGCACAUCGAUCGAGGAAGUGAUGCAGGCUCUCAAUGCCCUUGUUCUUUCUGGCAAGGUGCUCUAUCUAGGAAUUUCCGAUACGCCAGCCUGGGUCGUUGCCAAGGCCAACCAGUAUGCUCGUGAUCACGGCCUUCGUCAAUUUUGUGUCUACCAGGGUCGCUGGAGUGCUGCCAACCGCGACUUUGAGCGUGAGAUCCUGCCCAUGGUCCGCGAUGAGAAGAUGGGCCUCGCACCCUGGGGCGCCCUCGGUGGCGGCAAGUUCAAGACGGAAGAACAACGCAACAGCACUGCAGGCCGCAAGGUUCAAGCAACCGAGAGGGAAAUCAAGGUCAGCAGGGCCCUUGAGGCGGUUGCAAAGCGAAAGGGCUCUAUCAUUACCUCGGUCGCUCAAGCAUACGUCACGCACAAGGCACCAUACGUGUUUCCGAUUGUUGGUGGUAGGACGGUAGAUCACCUCAAGGGUAAUAUCCAGGCUCUGACUCUCGAACUUGAUGAAGAGGACAUUCGUGAGAUCGAGGCAGCAGACUCAUUCGAUCUCGGAUUCCCGAACAACUUCCUCUGGGGCGGCGAAAAGUACCCCGAGCACCCUGGAAAGGUUUGGCUGUUGGGAAUGGGAGGCACCUAUGACUAUGUUCCCGAGCAAAAGCCCAUCAAGCCUGCCAAAUUGGAGUCCUAG
Molecule: messenger RNA, 1134 nt
Organism: Pestalotiopsis fici W106-1
Lineage: Eukaryota; Fungi; Ascomycota; Sordariomycetes; Amphisphaeriales; Sporocadaceae
Product: Norsolorinic acid reductase
Exons: 4
Coding region: 1-1134 (377 amino acids)
Source: RefSeq, a predicted model, not a curated record